Messenger RNA from Ipomoea triloba (trilobed morning glory), 662 nucleotides. RefSeq names its product 15.7 kDa heat shock protein, peroxisomal. The coding region runs from base 73 to 510 and encodes 145 amino acids. NCBI's taxonomy places the organism in Eukaryota, Viridiplantae, Streptophyta, Magnoliopsida, Solanales, Convolvulaceae. Gene Ontology annotation, biological process: response to heat; response to salt stress; response to hydrogen peroxide. The transcript has 2 exons. The record is from RefSeq and is a predicted model, not a curated record.
CCUGCCAUUCUCCCUAUUUAUCAGAAAGGAAAGAGAGCGUUUAAGCUGCGAAAAAUCAGUUCACAAGAGAAAAUGGCGGCAUUCUUCGGCGAUCCUUUCCGGCGCUUUCUCUGGAGCCCUACAUUCUACCACCGCGGCGGCGCUCCGCCCGGAUCCGCCGCCCUCCUCGACUGGAUCGAGUCUCCGACCGCUCACGUCUUCAAAAUCAACGUUCCAGGAUAUAGCAGGGAGGACGUGAAGGUGCAAGUGGAAGACGGGAACGUAUUGGUGGUGAAGGCGGAGGGCGGGAAGGACGAAGCGCACGGGAAGGAGAAGGAGGUGGUUUGGCACGUGGCGGAGAGAGGCGGAGCAACGGGAAACUUUUACCGGGAAAUUGAGCUGCCGGAGGGAGUGAAGGUGGAUCAAAUCAAAGCUCAGGUCGACAAUGGCGUCCUCACUGUCACUGUGCCUAAGGAUACCAGUCCCAAGCAAUCUAAAAUUAGGAACAUCAAUAUUACCAGCAAACUCUGAAAAAUCUAUAUUUAAUCAAAAUAAUUAGGAAGUAUAUAGUGAAUAAAGACGGGUUGUCACGUGAAUUAUCUUUCUUAUCACCAGAAUAUAAUAUGUACUCCGUAAAUCUUUAUAUAAUAAAGAUCCAUAUAUAAUGUAUAUAUAUUUAUUUA